Molecule: messenger RNA, 3992 nt
Organism: Pygocentrus nattereri (red-bellied piranha)
Lineage: Eukaryota; Metazoa; Chordata; Actinopteri; Characiformes; Serrasalmidae
Gene: sik3
Product: SIK family kinase 3
Exons: 25
Coding region: 73-3831 (1252 amino acids)
Biological process (GO): microtubule cytoskeleton organization; protein phosphorylation; intracellular signal transduction
Cellular component (GO): cytoplasm
Molecular function (GO): tau-protein kinase activity; protein serine/threonine kinase activity; ATP binding
Source: RefSeq, a predicted model, not a curated record
GUGUCAAGCGGAGGCGCUGCUGGCUCCGCCGCGGCCGUGAUCCCGCACUCCGCCCGGCCGGCCACCGCGGCCAUGGGCGCCCCGCACCGAGCGCAGACCGCGUCCGGCGUCGAGCACCAGGCCCGGGUGGCGCCGGGCCCCUGCAUGGCCGGAGCGGGCCACCCGUCGGCCGGCAGGCCGCCCCCGGCCCGAGUGGGCUACUACGAGAUCGAGCGGACCAUCGGCAAGGGGAACUUCGCCGUGGUCAAGCUGGCCACGCACGUCGUCACCAAGGCGAAGGUGGCGAUUAAGAUUGUGGAUAAGACGCAGCUGGACGACGAGAACCUGAAGAAGAUCUUCAGGGAGGUUCAGAUAAUGAAGAUGUUGCGGCACCCUCACAUCAUUCGCCUCUACCAGGUGAUGGAAACGGAGCGGAUGAUAUAUUUAGUAACGGAAUACGCCAGCGGUGGAGAAAUAUUCGACCACCUGGUGGCUCACGGGCGGAUGGCGGAGAAGGACGCUCGGCGGAAGUUUAAGCAGAUUGUGGCGGCUGUGCAUUUCUGUCACUGCAGAAACAUUGUCCACCGCGACCUGAAGGCCGAGAACUUGCUGCUGGACCACAACCUCAACAUCAAAAUCGCAGAUUUUGGCUUUAGUAAUAUGUUCUCUCGGGGUCAGUUGUUGAAGACCUGGUGCGGUAGUCCUCCGUACGCAGCUCCAGAACUGUUCGAGGGCAAAGAGUACGACGGGCCCAAAGUGGACAUAUGGAGCUUAGGUGUGGUGUUGUAUGUGCUGGUGUGUGGAGCUCUCCCGUUCGACGGCAGCACUUUGCAGAACCUCAGAGCGCGAGUCCUCAGCGGGAAGUUCCGGAUUCCCUUCUUCAUGUCCACAGACUGUGAGUAUCUGAUCAGGCAUAUGUUAGUGUUGGACCCCAGUCGCAGGCUGACCAUGGAGCAGAUCUGCAAGAACAAGUGGAUGAAGCAGGGAGACCCAGACCCCGAGUUUGAAAGGUUGAUAGCGGAAUGUGAGCAGGUGAAGACGGAGAGGGAGACCGAACUGAUCAACGAGCAGGUCCUGAUGGCCAUGUCUGAGAUGGGACUGGACCGAGAGCGCACCUUACAGUCGCUGCACACUGACGCAUAUGAUCACUACAGCGCCAUCUACAGUCUGCUGCUGGACAGGCUGAAGAGGCACAAGACUCUCCGUGUUUCUCCGCCCACCCCGCGCCCCAUUGGCUACCCCCUCAACGCCGUGCAGGAUCAGGGUAACACUGUCAGUAUGACGGUUCCUCACGUUCAGCUCAUAAAUCCGGAGAACCAGAUUGUGGAGCCUGACGGGACAAUGGCACUGGACAGUGAUGAAGGGGAGGAGCCAAGUCCAGAAGCCAUGGCGCGGUAUCUGUCCAUGAGACGCCACACUGUGGGAGUGCCGGACCCCAGGGCAGAGAUGCAGGAGGAGCUGCAGAAGUUGGCCCCCGGUUUCGUGCGAGCAGUCCCCCAGCCCCCGUUCCCCCCGCUGCCCCCCACUAUGAUGCACAUCCCAGCAUUUAUGCCCACUCAGAGCCUCCAGCCCACACAGCAGCUCGAGUACAAGGAGCAGUCUCUCUUGCAGCCCCCUACUUUGCAGUUGUUGAACGGGAUGGGCCCGCUGGGUCGUCGAGCAUCGGACGGAGGGGCCAAUAUUCAGCUCCACGCCCAGCAGAUGCUCAAGAGGCCCCGGGGCCAGUCCCCACUCGUCACCAGUCCUCACCCAAUCCCGGCUGUAGCUCCGGUGGAUGAGGAAGGUUCUGACGGUGAGCCGGACCCCGAGGCAGUGCAGAGGUACUUGGCGAACAGCUCCAAGCGGCACACCACACACACCGCGGGGAGCUCAGGAUACACCUCGUCCGAGCUCUCGGCAGAGGCGCAGAGAGCGAGACUCCGGGGCUGGACCCCCGAACACUCACGGUCGUCCUAUAAGGACUGCAACACACUGCACCUGCCGAUGGAGCGCUUCUCUCCUGUGAGGCGGUUCUCCGACGGAGCCGCGACUAUCCAAGCUUUCAAAGCCCAGCUAGAGAUCAAACAGCUCAAACAGGAGUGUGAGCAGCUGCAGAAGAUGUACGCUGCCCCACAGGAUGAAAAACUACUGGAGCACACACAGCAACAGCACGUCCUCUACCAGCAAGAACAACAGAUCCUACACCAGCAAAUACAGGCCCUUUCUUUGGGACAUGGAGAGAACCAGCCCAGUCACCUUACCCACCAGCUUCAAAGGUUGCGUAUUCAGCCCUCCAGUCCGCCACCCACGCACCCCAAUAACCACCUCUUCAGGCCAGCCAAUCAGAGUCCUCCACCAGGGAGCCAGGCCAUGAUGCAGGGACAUGGCGGACCAUCGGCCGUCCAGUUCCAGCACGCCCCUGACCUGUAUCAGUCCUCCAGCGGCAGCCCACCCCCAAACGCCCUCCCCCGCAUGACGUUGCCCAGCCAGCCGCAGCAGCAGCCCCCUGGCCCCGCUCACGCCCCCGUCGGCCUGACGCAGGGUCUCCCGCAGCAGCAGCAGGUGACCAUCCAGGUCCAGGAAGUGGAGCUGGCGGGCGGCGCCCAGCGGCAGGGUUUCCUAGCAACGCCGUGUCACAGAGUUCUGGGGAAGCAACUGAGCGCGGACAACGCCGAAACGCACAGUCGUAGCCUGGGCCGCUUCCAGUGCUCCACGUCGGCAUAUGACCACGCCCAGUUCAACGCCCACCUAACCAGCGGCGUGGUAGGCACCUACAACCCCUACCUGCAUGGGGCGUCUCUGAAGGUGCCAGGUCUGGAGGGUGGGUACCAAGGUGCCGGCGGUGCAGGGGCGGUGGGCUACGGCAGCCCUUCGGCUCUGCAGCAGGCCCUGCUGUCCCCGACCCCUCUGGAGUACCGCACGGCGACACAGCAGCACGUCACCCCCAUCCUUCAAGGCUUGCUGUCGCCGCGCCAUUCUCUGACAGGCCACGCCGACCCCCGUCUGCCCCCACAGGACCUGGCUGCUCUCCUGAAGCGCCAGAACCCUCGCCCGGCCCCAUCCCCUUCCCCAUCACAGGCCCCGCCUGCCGCGGGCCAGGCCCAGCCUCCUGCAGCCCCUACCCCGCAGGACUACAGCGAGAUGCUGCUGCUUCGGCAGCUGCCGCCGGCCUCCGACGGCCUUGAGGCUCAGGCUCCGCCCCAGGCGCAGCACUACCACCAUCACCACCACCACCACCACCUGCUGCAGAUCCGCACCGAGUGCCCGCCCGCGCCUGCCCUGCCGCACUCCGAGAGCAUGGAGGAGGAUGACGACGUCCCUCACUUCCACGACGGCCUGCUGGCCAAGGCACCCGCGCCCGGACCCUGUACCGACGGACACGAGUUGCUGGCUCCACCCCGCGGGGAAACACCCCCUUACUCCUCCCCCACGCACAGACACGCCUACAUGCGGGGCGCGACGGCACAGAGAGCUGGUGGAGAUGUAGACUGUAGGGUGUUGGUUAUGGAGGGAGAUCCUAACGGAGCUGGUUACGGCUCUCGUCCUGCACAGGGCGACUCCUACCGGCCCCGCGGCUCGCUGCAGCGCCACCAUACCAUCCAGACCGCCGACGACGCUUAUGACCAGGCGGACCCAAUGUCUGGAAUGAGUUUAUUGGAUGGGAAGGCGUUAAGCUCCGCCCGCAUGUCUGAUAUCCUCAGCCAAACGUCGCUAACAGGAAGCCAGCAGCUCCGUCAGAGGGAGGAGUCAGUGUGCGAUGUGGAGGGAGAGCUGCAUUCGGCUGCCUGUUACCCCUCCUCCUGUACCAGCGACAUGCUGCUAACCUACAAACCCCAGGACCUUCAGUACAGCAUGGAGCAGGCCGGGGUCUAAAUACACAGGGGUCCGCGCAGUGUACAAAGCUCCAUAUCCGUCUCCUGUGUUCAGCUGCGUCAUGCCAAAAUGCCAUCGUCUGUCUGUAGGGGGCGCUGUAGGUCCUGUAGUCGUGUCCAGCAGCCGGGAUGGAGGGGAGGGGAGGGAGUGGGUGGGGUGCU